Messenger RNA from Spirometra erinaceieuropaei, 2236 nucleotides. Lineage: Eukaryota; Metazoa; Platyhelminthes; Cestoda; Diphyllobothriidea; Diphyllobothriidae. The record is from the annotation of a GenBank genome assembly.
AUGAUGCGACGAAGACAACUGAGGUGGAAGUGGUUCAGACGGUAAGUUCCCCCUCAGGUAAGUGCAUUUGCUCUGUUUCUUCCUUUUGUCUGUUGAAGUUGCGUGUCGUCUGCUGCUCUUGCUGCCUGCCCUCUGUAUGCUAGUCUGUCUGCUAAUAGCUAGACGAAACCCUUGCUGCCUGCUGCGACUGUCUGUCUGUCUGUCAGUUUAUGCCUCUCUCUGCUAACAGCUAGGUUUUACGGUGCUUGACACUUGAAUAGUGCCCUCUCACUUCUGUCUCUGACUGAUGAUUGUGUCUGUUUGUCCACUCUAGCUAGCUGCAAGUCCAAAAGCGUUAGGUAGUGUGUAUGCUCUCUCCUACUUCACUCCAUCACAUCACCUCACCACCAAGGUCCCAGGCUAAUUCGGGUCGUUCUCUCACUAACAAAAAGUCGUGGCCCAUAGUGGAGUCCGGCAGCCGUCUGGGAUAACCGGGCAGCCCUGUUCAGGUAGGCGUUGCCUGCCCCCGCGAGGGGGAGGGGGCUAGAAAAGGUGCCCUAAAGAUCGCUGGGAACCACGCUGUCUGUAGGCUGGCCGUGGCCGCAGACAAAAAACACACGGUCGAAACAGCCAAAACCGAAACAACAACAACAAUCACUCUCUUUCUCUUCCAGCCUAUUCUUCUUUUUCUCCUUCUCCUAAUUUUCGCCGCCGCAGUCGCCAGACUGGCAGGGUGAGCCCGCUCACUCUGGCAGCCUGGAAUGUUUGUUCCCUUUUAGACAAUCCGAGGGGCAACCGACCGGAACGGAGGACGGCGCUAGUGGCACGAGAACUGGCGCGCUACAAAGUGGACAUUGCUGCACUCAGCGAGACCCGAUUCUCUGAACAAGCCCAACUGGAGGAGAUAGGUGCCGGCUACACCUUCUUCUGGAGUGGUCGACCCAGGGCAGAGCGACUUGACGCGGGUGUCGCCUUUGCCAUCCGGACCGACAUCGUGGGACGAAUACCCUGUCUGCCGCAGAGCAUCAACAACCGCCUGAUGAGUCUCUGCCUGCGUCUCCGACGAGGAGGCAAAUUCGCCACCAUCAUCAGCGCCUACGCUCCGCCGAUGACCAGCCCCGACGCCGCCGCAAGAGACAAAUUCUACGAGGACCUGCACGCCCUCUUGGCGACUGUGUCGAAGGCGGACAAGUUGAUUGUCCUUGGUGACUUCAACGCCCGCGUCGGCACAGACCAUACUGUCUGGAGGGGAGUGCUGGGUCCUCACGGUCUCCGCGGCUCCAACGAUAACGGCCUGCUUCUCCUCCGCACCUGCGCAGAACACCGCCUCAUCCUGACGAACACGUUAUUCUGUCUGCCGGAGCGAGAGAAGGCCACCUGGAGGCAUCCUCGGUCGCGCCAGUGGCACCUGCUGGACUAUGUCCUCGUCCGGAGGCGAGAUAAGCGGGACGUGCUGGUGACGAAGGCGAUCGCGGGUGCUGACGGGUGGACCGACCAUCGCCUCGUCAUAUCGAAGAUGCGUAUUCGCCUACAGCCCCGCAGGAGACCACAAGGUAAGCGACCCCCAGGUAAGCUGAAUGUUGCUUUGUUGUCUUUGCCCGCUCAUCAUCUCCAUUUCAGCAAUGAGCUAGCUCAACGGCUAGACAACCUCCCCAUCGCCGAUGGCACCGCUGCCGAGAACGCCUUCGUGGAGAACCGCUGGUGCCAACUGCGAAGCACGGUUCAGUGGAUGACACUCGUCGUCCUGUGUCGCCAACAUCAGAACCGGUUCGACGACAACGACUCCGCCAUCAAAAAUCUGCUAUCUGAGAAGAACCGCCUACACAAAGCCUACGUUGAUCACCUUACUGAUGCCACCAACGCUGCCUUCUACGGCAGUCGCCGCCAACUUCAGCAACGACUGCGCGAGAUUCAGGACGCCUGGACUGCUCGCAAAGCUGAGGAGAUCCAAGGCUACGCGGACCGUAGCGAAUGGAAGAACUUCUUCUCUGCGAUCAAAUCUGCCUACGGUCCGCCGACGAAGGGCACUGCUCCUCUCCUCAGCGCCGACGGUAGCACUCUCCUGACUGAGAAGACACAAAUUCUACAGCGAUGGGCCGAGCAUUUUCGAGGCGUCCUCAACCGCCCUUCCGCCAUCUCCGACGCCGCCAUCGGGCGUUUGCCGCAAGUGGGGACCAACGUGGACCUCGACCUCGCGCCAUUUCUCCAGGAAACCAUUAGGGCCGUACAGCAGCUCUCCAGCGGGAAAGCACCCUGA